Brassica rapa (field mustard) is the source of this 2146-nucleotide messenger RNA. Its product is annotated as F-box/kelch-repeat protein At4g19930. Lineage: Eukaryota; Viridiplantae; Streptophyta; Magnoliopsida; Brassicales; Brassicaceae. The record is from RefSeq and is a predicted model, not a curated record. Gene Ontology annotation, molecular function: protein binding.
UAUUAAUUGAAAAGUAUAAGUAGAAAACUGACUCCUCUCGUAGUAUUAUAGAGAGAUGGUUUUUUCUUUUGACCUAGCCGUCACCUUACAACGGGAGACAAUAAGAAUGGAGAGGAGAGACAUAUGUAAGAGCCAUGAACCGUCGCAAGAGAUUCCUUUUGAUCUUGUGAUUGAUAUUCUCAGGAGACUCCCUCCUAAAUCCCUUAUGCGGUUCAAAUCUGUCUCAAAGCUCUGGUCAUCCUUGAUUUGUUCCAAAUAUUUUUCCAACCUUUUUCGAAAAGUUUCAUCACCACGGCCGCGUCUAUACAUGUGGUUGGGCAUCGACAACAUGAAUGUAUUAUUAUCAUCAUCCUCUUCUCCUGACUUUAAUGUUAGUACUAUGUCAUCCUUAGUAGUUGACCAAGAUUUAACAAUCCCAGCGAUGGAAGGCUACUCCGUCUCUCAAGUUUUUCACGGUUUGAUGUGCUUUACCAAUGAGCAAAGUGCUAAAAUAUAUAACACUACCACUAGACAGCUUGUUGUCUUACCCGUCAUAGAAGAAUCUAGCAUCCUAGUUGAAAACGACAAGUCUAAGAGGACCAUGUACUGUAUCGGACACGAUUCUGUUCAUGAUCAAUAUAAAGUGUUUUGCACUGUUUCAAAACGUGGAGAGAGAGUUGGGAACUUAGUAACAUGGGUGUCAGAGCAUUGGGUCUUGCUACUAGGAGGACGAGAUGUAUCAAGUCGAUGGAGAAAUAUUCCAAGUAGCUGUCUACCACAUCGUCCUUUAACACAGUUUAAUACGGUCAAUAUCAAUGGCUGUAUGCUUUAUUACCUCGCUAGGACGCAUUUGUCUAAGUGUGUGCUUGUGAGUUUCGAUAUGAUUUCUGAAGAAAUCAGUGUACCCCAACUACCUGAGGAUCUUGUCUUUUGGCCGCGACUGCCUAUUAUGAUUGACAUUGUAGAAUGGGAUGGAAGAGUAGCUUUUUUAGACUAUCCUGUUUGUGAAAACGAAGGUGAUGCUUUUGAAAACGAAUGUGUGAUGAAGGUAUGGGUUAUGGAAGAUGCAGAGACGAAUCUGUGGUCGAGUAAGACAUUAGUGAUUCCUCCUUCUCAGAUGAAUAUACUCAACAUGCCUGUGGUCGAUAACUUGAGUUUGAUGCCACGAGGUACAACUAGAGAAGGCGAGGUUAUCCUUGUACCUCAAAAUAUAAGGUAUUCUAAGCGAACUCUCAACAUUAGCAUCGACCCACAAGAAACAACUGAUUUCUAUGUUUUUCUUUACAAUAUUCAAAAGAACCAUAUGAGAAAAGUUGAAAUCACAAAAUCAUCAAGCCGUUAUGUAACAACAAAGUGGGAUGUUAUUGGAUUGGAUGAUGUUGAGAACUUGAUGUAUCUCUAAACGCUUGAGCGUUUUUGUUGUUGUUCUCCUUUUGUUUGGAAACGUUUGAUCUAAUUUUGUUUCAAUGUAUUUGUGGGUAAAUUCAUGCUCCAAUAAUGGUACACUAUUCUGUACUAUCUUGUGUAAUAGACAAAACAGCACACCAAAAAAUAGUAUCUCCUUUAUACAAAUGCUGACUACAAUCAUGCAUGAAUGGGACAAGGGUAUAUAGAAGAAUCUGGUCUUUUUCUGUGCAAGGGCUCCAUCAGUUUCAGAAACCAGAAGAAUCUUCCUUAUUGAGGAUCCUAUCUCUGCAAACUUAUCUCCACUUUUAUGUAUGCCUUGAGCGAGCUUCUGUUCGAGUAAAAUCUGCAGCAAGCUGUUUGUUAUGAUGUGGUUCCAAAGAGAGCCUUCUUUAUAAGUUGGUGCCUUAAUAUUAAUGUAAAGGCCUUGGUCUAAAGUCACGGAAGCAAAAGAAGUCUACAAUCUUUGUGCAUUGACAUCCUAGCUUCUUUGCAACUAGUAAAUUACUGGUUUUACUACAAUAUGUACAUGAAGCAGCUCAUGUAUAACAUAAACCUUUUUUUAACAGAUGAAACUAUUAAUUUGAUACAAAAACAUGGGAUAUUUCAUGGGAUCUUGUGAUAUAUUAAGGAAAAAUCAAAUAAAAAAAAUUGAAGGAAGAAUACAAAAAGUAGGAAAACGUUUUAUAUUUCCUACCAGUACGGUACUGUGUGAACUAUAAUUUUCAACCAUCAAAAUAUUGAACGUAUUCAAAUCAAAAUU